Messenger RNA from Osmia lignaria (orchard mason bee), 6877 nucleotides. RefSeq lists its product as uncharacterized. Gene Ontology annotation, molecular function: DNA-binding transcription factor activity, RNA polymerase II-specific; RNA polymerase II transcription regulatory region sequence-specific DNA binding. NCBI's taxonomy places the organism in Eukaryota, Metazoa, Arthropoda, Insecta, Hymenoptera, Megachilidae. Gene Ontology annotation, cellular component: nucleus. The record is from RefSeq and is a predicted model, not a curated record. Gene Ontology annotation, biological process: regulation of transcription by RNA polymerase II; embryonic morphogenesis.
AGUGGAUGGGACGCGCAGGUUCGCCAAUACAAAAGGGGAAGCCAGCGAUUACGAUCUUCCAUUCGUUCGCUCGUUCCAAUUAUUUUGUCCAAUUAAAAUAUCGAUUUUCUCCCUCCGUUGCUGCUCUUUCGCGAGUACGUUCGCCUUUUGCUGUGUCGUCGUUCUACCCCUCGUCUAACUCCCCACUAACCAUUCUACCCCUUAUUCAAUGGCAAACACCCUUCUUCCAGAGAGGAAUACUGAUUUUUAGUGCCCUAGACCAAACAAAUUAGCGUUUCUUAAUAUCCCAACUAAAUAAAUUGAACAUAGGUACACGUUUCUGAAGAAGGUCUUGGAUACACCUGGAGAAAAACAGUUGUAUUAUUCGGUUCACCAUAAUUUUCGAUCGAAUGAAUAUUAAUGAGAUUACACAAGUGAUUAUGCUAUUGAAGGCUACCUCGUUGAUACACGUUUAACAUAAAACAAUGACAGGUGCAUAUUCAGAAGUUUGAUGAAAUCAACUCAUUACUACAUUCUGAAGAUAAUUUCAUUUGACUUUUCGAAAGUUUACUUAUUCAGAACUAUAUGCAUGAAUAUCCAGAAAAAUUUGCCAAUUGAAAAUCGAGAGAGAGGUAAUGAUCCGCGCUAAUAGGAUCGCUCGAAAGGAGGGAAGGAAAUUUUCGCGAGGGUGAUCAAUCACGGGCGUUUCGCGAGUAGGGAACCAGAAGAGUUCCAACGGACGAUUUCUUCCUUUUUCAGGGGAAGAAAUUAUCCUUCUAAACGGCUAUUAGAUACGACCGGCGUGUGGAAGUUCUCUGAGAAUAGACGGUCUAAUUCCGUGAACGGGAGGAAGCGAAGAACGGAGAAAGCAGAUGAUGGGGUGAAAGAGAAAGAGAGGGGGGGAAGUUGGAAACGGACCACCAUGAUUGCAAUUUUAACGCCAAUUUGACUUGAAUCUUUCCUGGAGGAAAGAAAUAGUGUUUUCAUGCUCAAUAUAGCGGCCUGCUAAUAAUUAACAACCAUACCAUGCCACUUUGUCAUUUAUACACACAGGGUGUCCUCAUAAUUCUCAUUCAAAAUAUUCUUUCAAUUUUUAGAUAAUUAAAAUUCAAUCAUGAUGAUCUUUUCUAUAUUCCAUUGAGCUCAAGAAACAUUAUCGAAUACACGUGUAGUUUGUUAAAUUUUUCAAGCUCCUAUUAAAAAUCUGUCAAUCGUGCAAUGAUAGAGAUACGUUUUUCUCAGGGAACGAAACGUUGCAGAAACAGUUCUAGGAAAUGUCGAGCAAAACUCGUUGACACACCGAGUACGUGUACAGAGUGGGUCUUGCAGAGCUAGCGGGUGGUCCUCAUUAUGUCGGCUUCCCCACCGCUCAGCCGUCCUAUCUAUUUAACGUAUCGUUUGCCUUGGUAACCAUCCAAAUUGGCCCAUCCCUCUCUAUACACCAGCAACGACCAUCUCCCGAUCUCACUCGUGUUCUCCUUAAUUAUUGGGAAGUCGGUGUUUAAUAACGUUCAGCUCGCGCGACCUUUAAUAGAAAACACUCGUUUCCUGCAGCAACUUGACUCGACGUCAGAAACGUUUGCUCGUCGAGGCUUAGACGGAUCGUACGGUGAUUUUCUUUUUUCCAACCGGGUUUAAACGUCGCGCAAAAUUAUUUACGAUCUUCGUGGAAUUUCUAUGAUUUAUCAUCGGCCAGGUAUUUCCUGAUUUCCUGAAAAUUGCAUCAAGGAAUUCAACGCACGUGCACCAGUUAUUCGUAUUUUAAGAUAUCAGAGAAGAGAUGGACGUUGAUUUUCUUAGUUCUUCCUUUAUUAGGGACACUCAAGAUCGUUUAUAUUCGCGUGUACGCAAAUAGAAGGUUUAUCAGUUGGACGAAUCCUAAAGUCAAUGGUCUGUGAAUUUUGAUGACUAUGGUAACGAAAGAUAGGAAAGUUGAAUCGCUUUACGAGCUCCUUUAUUGCGUUUCUGAUUUCCUCGCGAUUGAUCGCCGCGAGAAACGAUCCAGAUUCGAUAUUAAAAAAGGAACGGUGGAAUCGUAGAGGGAUGGCGGACAAGGUAGUUAAUUUAAUUCAUUUCUGUGUAAGAAAAGUUGACAAUUUUUCGAAAACUCUUCGCAAAAUGUGAAACAGCAGAAUGAUCCGGUGAAACGAGCGCGAGUUCGCGAAUUCAAUAAGCUAUAACGUUGGCCGAUAACGCGCGCGUAAACCGAUUUCCCGUCGUCGAACGAUACACGGGCCGAUCUGUCCGCUCGAAACUACGUACAAUUACCGUUUUAAUCUGCAGUUUCUAGCGCUAUAAAUUGCCACGAGUUUACAUCGACACCGACAAAAGGGAACGAGACGUCGCGAGCGAGAGAGAGUUCGCGCAGGGAAGUUGGAGCGAUCAAAUUUAUCGCUCGAGCCAAUUCCGCGCGCAAAUGGAAGAACGUCGUAUGAGCUUUUAUUCCGUCGCGUUAUCGACAGCCUCGAUCGACCUUUCUUCUCUUUCCCCGUGUCUCGUUUUCACCGGUUAUAUCGAGCCAAGUCGCCGGUUGUGCCAACGGUACAAUUAAUUGCCGAGGAGACGCGAAAAUCCGAGGUUCGCCCGUCGUAUCCGCGGAGAAAUAUGAAGGAGGAACGGCUACGGAGUGAUUUUUUAACGGCCACCGUUAUUCCGCGAAACGAUGUUUGCCGAUGGUAAUCUGUAGAAUGGAACGGGAGAGAGGUGAUAUAGGGUCCCCGGGAAAAUGAAGAUUCGACGCGAUUCUUUUCCACGCGAUUUUCAACGGAAAAGCGAUCCUUUACUCCGAUACGAAUUCGCGCGAAACAGAAUUGAUAUACCGAUACGACGGUGUGAUUUGAAAAAAAUAGAUUCGCAAUGUAAACGCGAGCAAAUGAUUCACAAAUAACGAUCAUCUAAUUGCAAUUACAGCAACGCGUUUAACGUUCCUAUAAACCUUGUAAUUAGGAUUAAUGUAACUAUAACGAGGAUCGUUUCACGGUUUCGAACGUAACAACAAUCGUUCCAAUUAAUGUAUAAUCCUAGUGGAAUCAGAUUGAAUCGGUCGCGUAUAAAUAAAACGAUCCGUUAAUAGACGUGCAGUCAGGGUAAAAUGUAAUCAAAGCGCUAGUGCAGUUGAUUCGAUCGAACCGCGAUGAAAAUAAUCUAUUCAUGACGCAGUAUCGAUAUAAUUGGAUUAAACGCGUUAUAAUUCGAGGUACUAUGGAUAUCUAAUUACAGAUAUUUGCAAAUAUAUAAUCGUCCGAUUACGUAUGCAAAUAUCAUAGACACUAAUCGCGUUUGAAUAGUAAUGAAAGAGUUUCAAGUAAGCGUAAUAAUUUAUUGGGAAUACUAAUCGUCAAGAUCGCCGUGUAACUCGUUACAUCAACAACGUUACACGAAAGAUGCAAAUGGGAAGAGAGAAUCGAUUUCAGCAAAGAUAUCGAUCCCCUUUGCCGGGCGGAUGAAGUGGCAGUAAGAGACGGCGGAAGUUCGCGCGAUGAAAUUUACGGCUGCAGCCAAUUCCGCGCAAAUGGAAGAGCAUCAUCUAUGAGGUUUUAUUCGGCCUGCUUAUCGGCAUCCCCUAUCGGCAGGCAUUUGUUUUUGCUUAUCGUCGGGCUACGUCAACGGGCCACCGUAAAUAUGACGGACGGAUGCGACGAUGGGAUCUCAGCGGCGUCGGAACAAACGAGCGCUACACGGACGUAGCCUGAAAAUCUCGACGGCUCGAUUUAGGGGGAUGAACGACCGAGAGUCGAACUUCCGUGCCCGACAGGGGCUCUUGUUCGACUACGAAUCGAUAUACCUGGCUGCGCGAACCAACGAAAUCCACGAGUAAAGGGCUGCUCCGACAAAACUUCUCUUCUCUGGCUCCUUUUCAAUCAUCGUUUCUAUGUUUCUGAAAGGGGAUGGUUCUUUUUUAUGUACCAGAAAUGGACAUUGGAACAACCUUUCCGAUAAAUACGAAGAUGGUUUACAAGUCUCAAAUUCUUUUAAUUAAAAUUGUGAAAGUGCAUGGUUGUGAUGGUGUCACGAUAUUUAAUAUUCGAAGCUCAAGGAAGAGAGCAGGUUGGAUCAAUAACGAGAGGAUGAUCGAAAACGAGCGAGGCUGCAUUUUUUGGGUCUUAAUCACCGGCCCUAAUUGGUCAAUUACGCUCAUUACCGUCUCCUCGGUAGAGAGGCGAGUCGAACGAUAAAAUCUCUCUCCUCUCUCUUCCUCUCCGUUUAGCAGAGGCUGUUUCCCUCCCACCAGACUGCAGCGACGGGUAAUCCAUGCCCCUUAGAAACGAGCGGAUAGCAUUUGCAAGAGAGAAACUUAUCCCCUGGCAGGAAAAAUCAACGGGUCUAUAGCCUGGGUUCAGUUUGUUCCGUGGAUAGAAACCCCUUGCAACCGAGGCGGAGCCAAACGAGCCAUGCCCCUUCUGUCGCCUCGCAGGCCUCGCCCACUUUUGGAUUUCCCCUUUCUCACACUUUACUCCCCUCUCUCGGCUCCGUUCAAGCUUGUUCGUCGUCUCUUUUCAAGCUACGUCCCCCACUAACUACGGCGCCUCCACCCGCAAAACGAAAAAGUCCGAGCGCCGCAGCCGGCGAUGGUCAAAGUCAGUCCACACGGAGAGCUCGAGUCGAGUAGAGGCUAGUCCAGGUCAGCUGGCCAGAGAUCCAUCGAUCCGUCGAUCCCGGCACCUGUCAAACGCGCGACAAUCCGUAAACGGACUUUCAGUGACUCCUUCAGCCUGUCAUCGAUCGUGACUUCCGUUACCUUCGAACCAUUUCUGUACUUUUCCAUUGGGAUUCAUUCGUCAACCGGUGACAGACAGUGGAAACAUAGAAGUACACUUUGAUUCUAUUGUUUUCGAAGUCAGUGAGAAGAUUGGGACAGUUUUUGGGUAGACACGAGAUGCUGGAAGAUUAAAAGACUAGAGUGAUACAGUGAAGGGAAUAAGGGUAUACAGAGAGUGUUCAAUCGCGGUCUAAGAAUGACAGUACUAAGGAUGACCUCCCCGCUGACGCCUCCAUCGACCAGUCCAGGUUCAAACGAGGCACAGGCACCCCAGGCGACGUCGAAGCCGGUGCAUCGAUUGAGCUUCUCCGUCGCUGCUCUGUUGGCAGACACCAAGAAGUCCGACUCCUCAAGACAAGAGACAUCCUCCGUCUCACCUAGAUCGUCACCACUGACAUCCUACUCCCCCGUCAGACAAGAUGCUCUCCCCCUGUCGAUCACGCCGAGUUCGAUCUUGCAGAAGUAUCCGAGCGACUACAGAACAAGGUAUCUCUCCGUCUCCCCUGGCAUCCAGGAACACAGGCCGAGUCCGUAUACCUUCUGCGACACCUCCAGAAGUGCCAUCGACGCGAGGAUAUCGAGCAGGUUCUCCGAGUCGGAAUUGGAUAGGAUAGAUUCGCCUAAUCAGCGAAGCAGGAGCAUAGAUUACAUGAUCCAGACGUCUACCGACUCUGGAUCCACAUCAGACGCGGCGGCUUGUUCCUCCUCGCCUAAAGCUACCACGGUCAGUCAGUCCGACUUUGGUCCUCCAUCUCCCAGGAGCAGCUCGCACGAGGCUAGGUCCAGGUGUUCCGAAACGGAGGACAUCGAGGAAGACGAUGAAAACAGUUUGGUAGAUGUCGAGGACCUGCAGCAUCACCAUCAGAGCACUAGUCCCACGCCGGUCAGGCCGACGCCAGCCUAUUUCGCAGGGUUCUCCAGUCUGGGCAGCAUCUCUGGCAUCCCCGCUGGUCUUCAUCCAGCGGUUUGGGGUGGUGGGCAUCAGAGUGCAGCCGCAGCCGCAGCCGCAGCCGCCGCUGCAGCCGCGACAGCCGCGGCCGGCUUCAUCCCCACGCAUUUCUCGCAUCAUGCACCCCUAAAUGAGAACGGAGAACCGGCCAAGAUCAAGUGCAACCUGAGGAAACACAAGCCGAACCGGAAGCCGAGGACACCUUUCACCACGCAACAAUUGCUGGCGCUCGAGAAGAAGUUCACGGAAAGGCAAUACCUGAGCGUCGCCGAGAGGGCCGAGUUCUCGUCAUCGCUUCAUCUGACCGAGACCCAGGUGAAGAUCUGGUUUCAAAAUCGACGCGCGAAAGCGAAACGGAUGCAGGAAGCGGAGAUCGAGAAAUUGAGGAUGUCGGCGGUCAGGCAACACCACACGGCUCUGUACGGUUCUCAUCCGGGACUAUUGGCCCCGGCCAGUCUCUAUCCCGUUGGAAUGCUCUCUCAUCCAGGCUUAACACCCCAUCAUCCGAUCUCUCAACACCCGUCCAGGGAAUGAAGGCAACCGGAACACACGGAGACCAUCCAAGAUCGGUAGCGAACAAACGAUUUCCUUUUGGAAUUAUUGAUAGAUCGGUGAAUCGAUCGUAGACUGAAGACUUAUGAAGAAGUUGAAUAGAUAGACUGAUGAAAGAGCAAAUCUGAGCAAAGUGUUUGGAUGAAUAAAGUUCAAAAGGUGGAGAAUUUAAUAGAAAUUGAAAAUUUUGAAUAAUCAAGUGGGGUUGUUUCUGGAUCUGAGGAGGACAUUUGAUCUGACCAAAGUUGAUGAAGGAAAAAUCUAACCAAAAUGGAAUCAUCAGACAAUCGACUCAAUGUAUACUUUAUUUUCAGGAACUUCAAUUCGAGUGAAUUGACUGAAUCGUCCAAUUAAGGGUGAGAAAAUAUAUAAAAGACAAAGUGCUUCCAUGGGGAAGUCAGAAUCUAUUUGUGCCAAUUUCAGAUGAGUCCUAUUAGGAUCCAUCUUUGUACAUAGUCUGUAAAUAUUGUUCUCAAGUUGAAACUAAAGGUAAUCCUGUAAAUACGAUGCUCGUAGAUUUACGUGAGGGGAACGGUGGAUCGACACCACCGAGCCUUUUUCCAAUUUUGUAUAAAUGUAAAACCAUCGUCGAAGAGAGUAGCAGAGUUUAUUUAAUAAAUCACAGUAUAGAAGCACAA